CAAUAACUGCUUAAGGUGGUUUUUACAUCCUUGAACAGCUGGAGCAGGCAGGUGCGUAUUUUCCAAGGCCAAGGGGGGCAUGGCCCGGGGCGACAGGCUGCAAGGCGUGACAAAACAGGGUUAUUUUUUCUUAAAUGAAAUACACUAUCAUCACUUCAUGGGGCGCCGAAUCCAACUGAUCCGGGGCGCGCGGGGCGCCAAAUCUUUAUAUACGCCUCUGGGAGUAGGUCACCUUCUACUUUGGUCUUUCGUCAGCCGGGUAUGGCGGCUUGCACCACGUGCUCGUCGUAUAUUACCUCCAAACACAUCCACGUUGCAUUCAGAAUAUCAUAUUACGUGCUCAUGUUAAAAAGUUUUCAAGACCAAUAUCCACUUGAUCCAGAAUACUUAUGAAUUGCAAAAGAGAUUAAUGAAUGCUCUUUAUAAUGUAACCGAAUUGAAACCGAGUUGGGUCGUAUUAUUCAACAGCUCUGAGAUCGUUCAAAAAAAAAAGGUUAGAAAUGUGUUAGUUACGGUAGGACCGAUUGGUACUAUUUAGUAGUAGAUAGUAGUAUUUCAUGGUUCGAUAUGAGUCAGACCAAGGUAAGUUAGCAGCGGUUUUGAUAGGCCACACGUUGAAAGUGUUAAACGACAUAAUUUCAUAGAAGUUUGACGUUUAAAAUAACAAUUCCACCGCAUGGACUAUCAAAAUCGCUACCAAUUUAUCUUGGUCUGACUCUAGUGUGAUAACUUUAUUUAAAUACUAUGAGGUUCAAACCCAAAAUUAUCUUGUGGAAAUCCGUGAUAUGGCUGUGCAACUAGAAAAAAAAAGUCAGCCAUGUUGUGCUCAGAGACGUGUCAGUCGCUUGUGCUACACAAGUAGACAUAUUUGUAGAUUUUAGAGUUUGAAUGUUACAUGUAUAAAUUAUUUACUAUACACUACUUUUAUGCACUUUGUAAUGACAAAAUGAAAAAAUCGAAAAUAAAUCAUAAGCAAUAUAUGGCUACAUUAUUAUCAAGAUGCAACUACUCGUUGUUCCGAUAAUGCGGGGAAUCCCCGAAUUUCUUACGCGAACAUCAUUGACACUUGAAGCUACAAAUCGUGUCAGUCUUAUUUUUCCACCGCCCUCAUAAAGACAAGCGAGACGUCUUUAUUUUUUUCCAGUUACUGGCCAGUGUGAAUAACCCUUUGUACCAGAAGACCUUACAAAAUGAGUACAAUACACGACAUACUGGAUCCGUCGUGGAUGCGACUGGAGGGAACAUUUGACGAGCAAGUCGUGAAGUUGUUUUACCACGUAACACUGACCAGAGAUGAAGUAGAGGAAGAUCUGCUCCGGCUGUUCAGGGAUGUGAAAAACACAUUGAGGACCUAUUGGCCAGGGUGUGAGCUAAUGCCCUAUGGCUCUCUCUACCAAGGUACGGCGUUCAAGACCAGCGAUGUUGACUGCUUUAUCCAAAUCCCGAUCCUGUACAAGACCGGAAGAGACACAGUCGUGCUCACUGCCAGGGAUAUUCUCAGCCACCGUUCUGAUUUAUUUGCACAAUUAUCCACCGCAAUAAAUGUGCCUGUACCUAUUGUAAAAUUUGUCCAUAUACCAACUAGCAGAGAAUGUGAUUUGACCUUUGAUUGCCCGCCUGGAGUCAGUAAUAGUAAAUUACUGUGGUAUUUAUUCCAUUUAGACAAAAGAGCGCUGGAUCUAGCAAUUCUUGUAAAAUACUGGGCAAAAAUUCACAACUUCAUUGGGCCGUAUCUGCUGAGAACUUAUGCAUUACUUCUGAUGGUAGUUUUUUACUUACAGCAAUUAAGAAUGUUACCCACCAUUCAUGCCCUGCAAAGAAACGUCCCGUAUGUUGCCUGGCGAGUCUGGAAUAUAGCAUUUCAAGAGGUCAUUUACCCAAAUAACAAUCAGACUUCCCUCAAACAUUUAUUGGGGGGCUUCUUUAAGUUCUUCAGCUAUUACAACUUUGAAGAAAACGUAAUUUCUCCUUAUGUUGGGUGCUCUAUUCCACGGAAACGUUUUAGAAAAGUUUCCAGUAUUUCGAAACAUUUUACUUUGUAUGAAGGCAACCUGAGACUUAAAUUGUGUGAGUCGCUCAACAUAGAGACACCAAUGUGCGUGCAGGAUGUUUUUAAUCACAGUUCAAAUUGCUCUGUUCUUGUAUUUCCUGAUCUAGGGAAAAAUAUAAAGAAACAUUUCAGGACGGCGGCCAAGUUGUAUGAAUCAGAAUCGGAUGAAAACUUUCUUAAUGCGAUAUUCGUAAAGCAUUAAUACUGAUUAAGCGAAUAGCUAACGAACACACGUUUAAA
Molecule: messenger RNA, 2290 nt
Organism: Cydia pomonella (codling moth)
Lineage: Eukaryota; Metazoa; Arthropoda; Insecta; Lepidoptera; Tortricidae
Product: terminal uridylyltransferase Tailor-like
Exons: 2
Coding region: 1191-2252 (353 amino acids)
Biological process (GO): RNA 3'-end processing
Molecular function (GO): nucleotidyltransferase activity
Source: RefSeq, a predicted model, not a curated record